AUUUAAUAAGCACAUUUUACAUGGUUACGAAGAACACAAAAUGCACUAGCAAGUAAAAAAAUAGCUAUCUUAAACUACACAACGGAGCACACGGCUAAUAUGCUAAAAACAUUUCGUUUCUAUAGAAACCACAGUCACGGACUUUGUUUCUCUUAACAACAGGGACGCUUAUGAGUAAGCUAAUAAUUAGUAAACGAUUAGAAUGUCGUUUACUAAUUUGAAGUGAUUAGACGGGAUUUUUUUGUGUAAAUACUUGUAAAAACAAAACCAAAUGGCUGGAAUCAUUCAAAAAAGAGACGAGCUUGGACGUAUUCUGGUGCAGGUGCAGAAUGAUUUAACUCAGCUGAGGAAGUGGUUGGGUCGAAUAGACCAGGAUGGGACUUUGGAUGUUCAGGCUCUUGAAGCGGUGAUACGCAGGACAGAAGACAGUAUCAAGAGCCAUACAGAGGAAUAUCUAAAGAUGGCAAAUAAGCAAGUACUGAUUCUUCCCGUUAUUGAACAUGUUGAGAAGAAAAUUGUCAAGGUCACCAAAUGGCAGCCACCCACUGAUUCCAUCCCAUAUAUUCCUCCUAAAAAAUAUCUGAUUGCUGGAUCAUCUCCUGGUGAGAAGCACAAGGCAGCUUUUACAAUGCGGGUUCUGUAUAACCCUGACCACCCAAAACACAGAGCGGUGAUGCACCAAAACUAUGGCAUCCAACGUCCUGAUUUCUUCAAGAAACCUGGGACUCAUGUGGGAACCCAGAAAUCCAUGAGCUCUACAAUGGCUGUUGUACCUAUAGAACAAAACAGAACUAUUCUCCCUGCAUCCCAUCUCUGUGAUGAGUACAAGGGUGUAGGGCUUGCCAGUCGCUUAGAGAAAAGACUUCCUCCUUUAGCAAGUGAUUUCAAGUGGGUGAAAAAUCUUUUAUUACCCCAGCACCAAAGAGAGGACAGCAGCACCAAUAAAACGGAAAAACAUCAGAGGGACAGAACACAAAGUAAGGAUGUCACCAGAGCUUCCAAAAUAAUUGGUGCGCAAUCCCCAUCCGUUUGGGCCACUCAGACUCCACCGCCCUCUGCUUCUUCCGAGGGCAGACUCCUUCCCCGUGGAUCAGCACGACUCAUGCCACUCAACUCUCAGUGUGCCCUAGCAUUACCACCAGCUCCCAGUAGCCAACACUUCUUCAGUAUAGUGGAGGGACGAAUUGAUCCGAGCGCAGCUGAUUUCUGUGCUUUUAAAGAGUACUGCUGUCUACAGUGGAGCACUUUGCUAGAGGCACUGUGGCAUCUGGAGCGGUUGCUGAGCCAGUUUGCUGUGCCUCAUGCACUGGUGUGUGGCAAUCGACUUGUGGCCCUGGCACAGAGUGGUGAGCUACACUGGGGCAGGCACGAGUGCCUUCUCUCUGCUCUGGAGAACAGGGAGGAGGUGCUGGAGCUGAUGAAGAAGCCUGGGCAACGCUACAAGGGUGCGGGUGGUCGGCGGGCGGCUGCUGUGCGCAUCCAGGCCUGCUGGAGGUGCUAUCACACUCGCACUGCCUACCUGCACCAACAGAGUUGCAAGCGUGCAGCCAGAACCAUUGCUAUGUCCUGGCUAUCGCAUACCCAUCUAAGCCACGUGAGGAAGAGCCUGCAGGCCACCCGACUGCGCCACCUGGAGAAUUACCACAGCAGAGCGAAGAAUUUGGCCACCAACUGGAACCAUCUCAUCACCACCAAGAGGACAAUUAUCCACAUACCUUCUUUAGGAUACUCCCAGGAACAGCGUCAAAGCCUAAGAAGGUUUAACAUACUGCAAAACACUCAGAUGGGUCGGCUGUGUGACAUUAGAGAUAAGAAUGUGGAGGUGAUCUAUGUGUGUCCGGUGCAUCUGGGAGAGGACUCGGUCAACUACUACACUCAUCUUCUGGGCCUGAAUGAAACUGUAGAGACAGGGAAGCCCACAUCUUCCAGCUACGCCAAAAGUUUCACCAUCCUCACACCUGAGGCACAUCAACACUUUUCAAGUCGCUGCAUGUGUGUGUCCACACUGCUGAAGUACAGCCCACACACUCUGCGUCGUAUAAAGAACCUGAUCCAAGGGAAGCAAGCCUAUUUAGUCAGUGGUGUUCCUCACAUGGAUGAUCUGACUGUGGCGGAUGAGUUAGGAGUGCCAGUCCUAGGCCCCGAGCCUGCGGUGGCACAGCUCUAUGGAACAAAGUCUGGAAUCAGGAGGAUCUUCCACAGCAGUGGUGUUAGAAUGCCCCCAGGACAAGCUGACAUAUACACACUUCAGCAGCUGCAUGAAUGUUUUGCCCAGCUGAUGACAGAUCAUUUAGAGGUGCAGCGUUGGCUGUUUAAGAUGGAUGAUGGGUUGGGUGGCCAUGGCACAGCCUACUGUGAUGUCUGUCAGGUGAGCUUCCGGCGCUGGGCUUUGCAGGAGUAUCAUCGUCACGGACCACAGAUAUGGAGGCUGGCUUGGGCUCAGGAACGCGUGCUAAAAAGGUUUCUGGAGGCAGUGCCUGCUAUGUUGGCAGCUCAUGCCAAGCCUUUUGACACGUCCUGCUAUCCAACCUGGAGCUGCUUCCUUGAGCACUUUCUCAGAAAGGGUGGCGUGAUUGAGGCUUACCCUCCUUCAGAUAGUGUGACCUGUAUAACAGUGGAUCUGCUGGUGGAGCCUGGUGGAGGAGUACGCAUGCUCUCCUGUGGAGAUCAGCUGCAUGGGUCUGGUUUCCUGCAGGUAUCAGGCUGCACUGUACCACAGAAUUCUGUUUGCCCCGAUGUCCUGUACUCCAUCUGCAUGAGGAUAGGCAAAGCCUGCCAGGAACAGCAUAUCCUGGGCCAUUUUUCCCUCGACCUUGUCACCUUCCUGGAGCCUGGCACGCUGAAACAGCAGGUGUGGGCUGUUGAUCUGGAUCUGGGCUACAGUAACCAGCUGGCUAUGACCCAGAUCAUGCUCCAUAUAACAGGAGGAACACUGAACUGCCAUGCAGGUCGCCUGGAGGUUCCUUUUCCAGUCCGAAACAGCAAGACCCCUGCAUGCCACAGAGCUCCAACAGCUAAUGCCCCAGCACCAUCAACAAGUCGUUUUGCAGUGAUGAGCAGCCGGCUCUAUCACACCAACCUCUCUAUGGUCCACUACGAUGUGUUGUUCCAGAUGUGCAGGGCACACGGCAUCGGAUUUGACAUCAAGGAAAGGCAUGGCUCUGUGUUUGCACUUCAUGACAGUGCAGAAAGAAGCAGCCUCGGCAUGAUAACAAUCUCACCAGAUCUCAAGGGAGCGCUGCUGACCUUUGCUCGCAACCUCACUGUCAUUCAUCAAGAAAUAUCAGCCCCGAAUAUGCAAGGAGAGACCAAUUUUAAGGACCUGAUUAAGAAUAUCAAGGAGGUGCUGGAUUUAAUAACCCAGAACACCAACAAGGAGCACAAAGAAAAUGAGACAUUGCUGUAAUCAAUGACCAGUUUGGCUUGUCCAACUUCAACUGGCACGUACAAGGUGCCAACUACCACAUCCUCAGAACAGGAGCCUUUCCCUUCAUCAAGUACCACUGUACCAAAGCAC
Molecule: messenger RNA, 3517 nt
Organism: Tachysurus fulvidraco (yellow catfish)
Lineage: Eukaryota; Metazoa; Chordata; Actinopteri; Siluriformes; Bagridae
Gene: iqch
Product: IQ motif containing H
Exons: 22
Coding region: 272-3406 (1044 amino acids)
Molecular function (GO): protein binding
Source: RefSeq, a predicted model, not a curated record